Pteropus alecto (black flying fox) is the source of this 4537-nucleotide messenger RNA. RefSeq names its product heparan sulfate 2-O-sulfotransferase 1 (gene HS2ST1). The record is from RefSeq and is a predicted model, not a curated record. Gene Ontology annotation, cellular component: membrane. The transcript has 8 exons. NCBI's taxonomy places the organism in Eukaryota, Metazoa, Chordata, Mammalia, Chiroptera, Pteropodidae. Gene Ontology annotation, molecular function: heparan sulfate 2-sulfotransferase activity. Bases 34 to 1368 code for a protein of 444 amino acids.
UAAAUCUAAAGUUUUGGGUCCUUUCGCUAACCCAUGUCAGGCACUUUCCUAAGCCCCUCAAAUUUGUGCCUCUCUGGGCUCCUUCCUUUCAUUCACGACAUUUUCGUCAAGCAGCCAAGAAGCCCCGCCUUCGUCAGUUUCGGCCCGCCUCCUUUCCCAAGUAUACCCAAUCGAAUGUCGCUUUGGUUGACACCGACGGCAAAGGAAACCAACCGUAACCUGAACCGAGAGAGGAGCGCGGGGGUUCUUUGGUCCAAUAAGCACAACCGAACGGGAGCAGAGUGUGGAGCCUCUGGUUGCCGAGCAGCGAUUAUGAUGCCGCCCAAGUUGCAGCUGCUGGCGGUGGUGGCCUUCGCGGUGGCGAUGCUCUUCUUGGAGAACCAAAUCCAGAAACUGGAGGAGUCCCGAUCGAAGCUAGAAAGGGCUAUUGCAAGACAUGAAGUCCGAGAAAUUGAGCAGCGACAUACGAUGGAUGGCCCUCGACAAGAUGUAGCUUUAGAUGAGGAAGAGGACAUGGUGAUCAUUUAUAACAGAGUCCCCAAAACUGCAAGCACCUCUUUUACCAAUAUUGCCUAUGACCUGUGUGCAAAGAAUAAAUACCAUGUUCUUCACAUCAACACUACCAAAAAUAAUCCAGUGAUGUCACUACAAGAUCAGGUGCGUUUUGUAAAGAAUAUAACUUCCUGGAAAGAGAUGAAACCAGGGUUUUAUCAUGGACAUGUUUCUUAUUUGGAUUUUGCAAAAUUUGGUGUGAAGAAAAAGCCAAUUUACAUUAAUGUCAUAAGGGAUCCUAUUGAAAGGCUAGUUUCUUACUAUUAUUUUCUGAGAUUUGGAGAUGAUUAUAGACCAGGGUUAAGAAGACGAAAACAAGGAGACAAAAAGACCUUUGAUGAAUGUGUAGCUGAAGGCGGCUCAGACUGUGCUCCAGAGAAGCUCUGGCUUCAAAUCCCAUUCUUCUGUGGCCACAGCUCGGAAUGCUGGAAUGUGGGAAGCAGGUGGGCUAUGGAUCAAGCCAAGUAUAAUCUAAUUAAUGAAUACUUCCUGGUGGGAGUUACUGAAGAGCUUGAAGAUUUUAUCAUGUUAUUGGAGGCAGCUUUGCCCCGGUUCUUCAGGGGUGCUACAGAACUCUACCGUACAGUAGGAAAGAAAUCUCAUCUUAGGAAAACCACAGAGAAGAAACUUCCCACUAAGCAAACCAUUGCAAAAUUACAGCAGUCUGACAUUUGGAAAAUGGAGAAUGAGUUCUAUGAAUUUGCACUAGAGCAGUUCCAGUUCAUCAGAGCGCACGCUGUACGGGAAAAAGAUGGAGACCUCUACAUCCUCGCACAAAACUUUUUUUAUGAGAAGAUUUACCCUAAAUCAAACUGAGUACAAGGUGUUGUGACUAUUAGAUUUUUGAACUAAAACUUCUACCCUGUCUUCACCUUAGUUCUCGACUCCACAACUUGGAUUGCUGAUAGGUGUAUAAGACAAUUCGUACUGAGCCGAGUUAGGAAACAGACAAUAACAUCAAGUAGAUACUGACUGGUAUAUCAGUGAGCUAAGAAGUUUUCGUUUCAGCCUUUUUUUUUUUUCCUGGUUAAAUUUUGGUGGGGAUUAUAACCUCCUGCCUGGAAAAAACCUACACAGCACCUAAAAUAAACACAUAGCAGUUCUAAUCAAAAGGCUAAUUACAAUUUUAGAAAAAGUUCAGCUACUAUGUUUUUGACAGAGCAUUUUUUCAACUAACCGUGAAUGAAGAUGAAUCCAUUUGCUACUUCCACCUUUACCUGGAGGUUUGGAUGGAACACCUCUACUGAAUAGUGUUAUUAACUGUUUGGCCGUAUGUGCUUUGUUUUUGUGAAUCACGUCUCAUGAAAUUUGUUGGAAUGUUUGAUCACGUUUGCUAGGAAAUGUCUCUGCUAUAGUUGGAAUUCCCAUAUAUAUGUAGGUCAUGUUAAUUUUCUUUAAAAAUAAUUAUCGUUAGUGUUAAAAACCAAUUUAAACUAUUACUAAUACUGUAAAAAGAGUCAAAGCAGUAUUUCUCAUUCCUGUCACCCCAGAUUGGGGAGAUACUUCAAAGAAUGUUGACAUUGCCUGAAGUUUUAGUUAAGGCUUCCACACAUUAAUAUCAAAAAAGAUAAAUUUAGUAUUGUUUCUCCAUGGGUUAUUUGUAAAGCUGUAAACUGAGAUAUCAGUGACUCCAUAUUAUAACUCCAUUAGUGAGCUGUGGUAUGGGUAGGAUUUUCCUACUUCUUCUGUACUUUUACUUGUAGACUAUUUUUACUAAGGUGCUUUAUAAUGUGUUUUAAAGCAUUGCAUUUACAAAAAAAAGGAAAAUGCUGUAAAUAUUGCAUAUUUUAUGUAUUUGGACCAAAAGGUUAUAAGUAAUUAGACAAAAGUGGUUUUGCACCAAUUUUAUUAUGUCAAGUAAAACCAUCAGACCUACUGUUCUUGUAUUUCUCAUUUAACUUUAUCACUGUAAUGAACUUUAAUGACCUUUCAAUUUUGAUACACAGUACAUUAUUCAUAAUUGGGGGCAGUAGUUACAGUGGAAAGAGUACUGGACAAGGAGUCAGAAAACUUGAUUUCUGGUACUGGCUCUGCCACUUAAUCAGCUGUGUGACCUUGGGCAAGUCACUUAACCUCUCUGCCUCAAUUUCCUCAUCUUGAAAUGAGGGUAAUAAUACCUGCUGUACCUACCUCACAGGGAUAUUGUGAGGAUUAAAUGAGAUGGCAUGUGAAAGCACUUUGAAAACUGUAAAGCGCUAUAUAAAUGUAAGGUAUUAUGGAAACAUCUUUAACAUAUAGUUUUGUACCAUUCAUUUUUUAACCAAAAAAAAAAAAGAAAGGGAAAGUCCACUUAUAAGCUGGUUGGAGGAAAGUUAAUCUUGAUAUAAAUUUGUGUUUGAUAAAGAUCUCUGUUUUAUCUUCCCUGUUUCAACUAUUGAAAUAUGAAACACCUGUGAAUUCUUAACGAUUCAUGAGCAGCUGCUUGAUUUCAGGAGGAUCCCUGUUUGAAAAAGACUUCAUUAGCUGACUCAGGGCUGGGGUAAAUUUGCUCUUCAAAUUUGGAAAAUUUUUCUGUUUUUAUUUCACAUUACCAGUCAGAAAUGGUAGCUAUUUUAUACUUCUGGUUUUUAAGGUAUAUUUUGCAGAAUUUAAUCACCCUGUGCAUUCUUUACCUUCUCCUUGGAGUAAAAAAGAUUUUAGAAACAUUUUCUAAAAGAAUAAUCUUUAAUAUAUAUAGUUGAAAUAAAUAUUCCCAAACAAAGCCUCACCAAACUGUAAGCAUUUUAGGCAGGUUGCUAUAAAGGUCAUUAAUUGUAUAGGAGGCAAGGAAGGAGCACUACUUAUCAGAAAACGUUUAUUAACAAAUUUAAAGGAAAGCUAAAGGAAGUUGAGAGGAAUCAUUUUAGCACCCUUUCCUCUUAAUAGAAUAUUAAGAGAAUAUCAACAGCAUACUUUUUUUAUUUGGCUUUCUUUUUUGUAUAUUUACUAACUUUUACAGAUAUUGGUUGAAAAUAUAUACAACUUAUUUUCCUGCCCAAAAGUAAAGCACUGUUCCAAGGUGGGGUGUUUGACAUCUAUCUGCUAAGGAACCCCAGUAUGCAGGUUAUUCUUGGAGAACAUGCUGAAAUCUUCUUGAGGUGCAUUAACUCUUCUACGUAACUAGAGUAGCACAUAGUGCACGAGAUCAGGAGGUCAGUAAACUUUUUCUGUAAAAAUCCAGAGAAUGUUUUAGGCUUUGCGGAUAAUACGGUCUCUUGUCACAAUUGCUCGACUCUACCAUUUAGCACAAAAGCACCCAUAGACAAUACAUAAAUGAAUUAGCAUGGCUAUGUUCCAGUGUAACUUUAUUACAAAAACAGGUGGCAUGCCAGAUAUGGACCAAGGGGUUGUAGUUUACUGGCUUCUGUAAUAGAGAGAUCAUUAUUUAUGGAGAAAUCAUUGUUGAAUAUGUACUCUAGUGACCUAAGAGAGUUUAUAUACUUAACAAAAGCUCCUAACUUAUAUCCAAAGAAUAGCUUUUUGAUUCAGGCAUAAAGUUUUAUGACUUAGAUUGUUUCCAGGUGGACAUGUUUUCUUUUCCAGUAUAACUGUUCAGAAUAAGGGGGUUCUAUCAUCUUUUAGGGUCAGUUAGGAGUAUCCUUCCUGGAGACUGGAAAAAGAGUUAGAUUUAAUUCCCUCUGGUCCAAUAUGUCCUGAGAGUCUUGAUGAGUGCAGAGUCCUUAUAAUACCUAACUUUAUAAUCAGAUAUAUAGAACCACUGAGACAAUAAUGUAUUUUUUUAAAGUGGCAAAUGUAGUUUUCUUUUUUCAGCAUUUUGAUCAUAGGGAAUUUUUUUUUUUUUAUAAUACAAAAGCAAAUUAACCACUUCGAAUUUUAAAAGAUAAUGUUGUGUGUGUGUGUGUAUAUAUAUCUCUAUAUAUCUCUAUAUGUUUAUUUCCUAAAAGAGGAAAAAGUACCUUUUUGUUCAACUUGUAUCAACUCCUGUUUUCUAAUUGCUGUGAAAUGGCAACUGUCGAUAAAUUAUUGUGACUGUUUUAAAAUGUAA